Messenger RNA from Limulus polyphemus (Atlantic horseshoe crab), 6027 nucleotides. Its product is annotated as mucin-2-like. The transcript has 3 exons. Bases 1 to 6027 code for a protein of 2008 amino acids. The record is from RefSeq and is a predicted model, not a curated record. NCBI's taxonomy places the organism in Eukaryota, Metazoa, Arthropoda, Merostomata, Xiphosura, Limulidae.
AUGAAACCAACAACAACAGUGAACCCCACAACAACAGCUAAACCUACCACAACCAUGAAACCAACAACACCACUCAACCCCACAACAACAGAUAAACCUACCACAACCAUGAAACCAACAACAACAGUGAACCCCACAACAACAGCUAAACCUACCACAACCAUGAAACCAACAACACCACUCAACCCCACAACAACAGAUAAACCUACCACAACCAUGAAACCAACAACAACAGUGAACCCCACAACAACAGCUAAACCUACCACAACCAUGAAACCAACAACACCACUCAACCCCACAACAACAGAUAAACCUACCACAACCAUGAAACCAACAACAACAGUUAAACCUACUACAACCAUGAAACCAACAACAACACUCAACCCUACAACAACAGAUAAACCUACUACUACUACCAUGAAACGAACAAAAACACUCAACCCUACAACUACAACUAAACCAACAACAACACUCAACCCUACAACAACAGCUAAACCUACUAAAACAGUGAAACCAACUACAACAGUUAAACCUUCCACAACAGCUAAUACGACCCCAACCAUAAAAUCAGAAACAACGCUUAAUCCUACAACGACAUUGAAACAAAUUACAACAGCUAAUCUAAAUACAACAGCGAAUCCUAUAACAGUGGCUAAUCCUUCCACAACCGUGAAACCAGCUACAACAAGUAAUCCUACAACAACAUCGAUUAAAUAUGCCACACCUAUAAAUCUAAUAACAACAGCAAGUUCAACCACAACAAAAUUUUCUACUGAUACCCAUCCUAAAGCAAGUAUUACAGAAAAGUUAAAUAUGACAACCAAGCCUACAAGCUCUAUAUUUGCUCCGUCUUCCACGUCAGAAUACUCUAAUGAUACACAAGGUGCAAUAACGACAUCGUAUUAUGGUAUAUUUGCAACAAACGCUUUAUCAGAAGAAGAUAACCUAACAACUACAAGUAAACAAUCAUCAACAACAGUUCAUAAUAGUUUCUUAACUUAUCAAACGAGAAAAGAUAUUCCAUUUUCUUCAAUUAUUAUCACCGAUACGUCGAUGACAGAGAUAUCAGCUACGAAUCCAACAACUAGUGAUUACGAUACAUCAGGAAACACCAGUUUACCACCAGAAGGUUUUAGUAAUAUUACUGGAGAACCAGGUGUAACAGGUUCAUCUACCAAUAGUAUAGACAAUGUUUACGAUACAUCAGGAAACACCAGUUUACCACCAGAAGGUGCUAGUAAUGUUACUGGAGAACCAGGUGUAACAGGUUCGUCUACCAUUGGUCUAGACAAUGUUUACUAUACAUCAGGAAACACCAGUUUACCACCAGAAGGUGCUAGUAAUGUUACUGGAGAACCAGGUGUAAUAGGUUCGUCUACCAAUAGUAUAGACAAUGUUUACUAUACAUCAGGAAACACCAGUUUACCACCAGAAGGUGCUAGUAAUGUUACUGGAGAACUGGGUGUAACAAGUUUGUUUACCAACAAUCUAGACAAUGUUUACGAUACAUCAGGAAAUACUAGUUUGCCACCAGAAGGUGGUAGUAAUGUUACUGGAGAACUGGGUGUAACGGGUUCGUCUACCAAUAGUAUAGACAAUGUUUACGAUACAUCAGGAAACACCAGUUUACCACCGGAAGGUGCUAGUAAUGUUACUGGCGAGCCGAAUGUAACAGGUUCAUCUACUAAUACUAUAGACAAUGUUUACGAUUUAUCAGGAAACACUAGUUUGCCACCAGAAGGUGCUAGUAAUGUUACUGGAGAACUGGGUGUCACAGGAUUAUCUACCAAUAGUUUAGACAAUGUUUACGAUACAUCAGAAAACACCAGUUUACCAACUGAAGGUGCUAGUAAUGUUACUGGAGAACUGGGUGUAACGGGUUCGUCUACCAAUAGUAUAGACAAUAUUUACGAUACAUCAGAAAACACCAGUUUACAACCAGAAGGUUUUGGUAAUGCUACUGGAGAACAAGGUGUAACAGGUGCGUCUACCAAUAGUAUAGAUAAUGUCUAUGAUACAUCAGAAAACACCAGUUUACCACCAGAAGGUUUUGGUAAUGCUACUGUAGAACCAGAUGUAACAGGUUCGUUUACCAAUAGUAUAGACAAUGUUUACGAUACAUCAGGAAAUACUAGUUUGCCACCAGAAGGUGCUAGUAAUGUUACUGGAGAACUGGGUGUAACGGGUUCGUCUACCAAUAGUAUAGACAAUGUUUACGAUACAUCAGAAAACACCAGUUUUGUUUCACCACCAACGGAAUCACCUUCUGGAAAACUGGCAUUACCAGUGUUGGAUAACACCACUGGUAAUACUAGCUUUUCAGAAGGAGGUUACGUUGGUGGUGAAGCACCAGGACAAAAUGGUGUUAAUGAUUCGGGAGUGACAGGAUCAUAUAAUACUAAUAAUCCAGACAAUGUGUAUUAUCCUUAUCAAUACAAGAGGGAUAACACCACUGAUAACGCCAGCUUUCCACAAGGUGAUUACGUUGGUGGUGAAACACCAGGAAAAAAUGGUUUUAUUGAUUCUGGAGUGACAGGAUCAUAUAAUAAUAAUCCAGACAAUUCUUAUCACCCUUAUCAAUCCAAAGUUGAUAACAUAACUAGUAACGCCAGUUUUCCAGAAGGAGAUUACCUCAAUAACCAAAUACCAAGACAAAAUCAUCAAGGACAAACUUUUCCAUCGGAAGAAGCCACAACAGGUGCCACGUCAAUGAAUAGAGAAAAAUCUGUUCCACAAAUAUUCACUCCAACCACAACUGAAAGAAACAUAUUGAUUGGACCAACAACAACAUCAACAGUGUGGCCUACCACAACCAUGAAACGAAGUACAAGGGAUAUUGCAAAAACAACAACAAACUCUACCACAAUAAUGAAACAAGCUACAACAGCUGAUCCAACGACAACUGAUACACAUGCCAAAACAAUAAAACCAACUAAAACAGCUAAACCGACAACAACGACUAAAUCAACCAUAUUUAUGGAAAACAGUACAUUUACUUCAAUUGCAAAAUCUUAUGCUACAACAGCAAUUAAACCAAAUACAAUAGCUACUCGAACAACGACUACAAAACUAACUACAACAGUUAAUCCAACAACAACAGCUAAAUCAACCACAACUAUACAAACAAUAACUGAGCUAACAACAAUAACUAAAUCAAAAACAACCAUGGAACAAGAAACAAUAUCUAAUCCAAUCACAGAAGUUAAUCCCCCAACAACAAACAAGCCAACAACAACAGCUGGACCAAACACAACGGUGAAAGCAUCUACAACAGUUAAUCCAACAAAAGCUAAGCAAACCACAAUGUUGAAACCAACUACAACACUUAAUCCAAAAACCACAUUCAAGCCAACCACAACAAUGAAUCCAACUACAAAAGUUAGUCCAACAUCAACCAAAUCGACCCCAACCAUGGAACACACUACAAUCCGCAAUCCAUCAACAAAAGUUAAUCCUACAACAACAAUGAGGCCAACAACAACGUCAAUGCAAACCACAACCAUAGAAACAAUCAAAGCAAAUAAAACAACUACAACAGAAAAUCCUACCACUACAAUGAGAGAAACUACAAAAGAUAACCCAACAACAACGACUAAGCCAACAACAACAACCAUGAAAGCAAUUACAACAGUUGAUCCAAAAACAACGGUUAAGGAAACCACGACAAUGAAAUCAAAGACAACAGUUAAUCCAACAACAACUAAAUCAACUACAAAUAUCGAAGAAACUACAACACCUAAUCCAACUACAGAAGCUAAUCCCACAACAACAAUCAAACCAAAAACAACAGCUAAAACAAUAACAACGAUGAAACCAACUACGGAAGCUAAUCCCACAACAACAAUCAAACCAAAAACAACAGCUAAAACAAUAACAAUGAUGAAACCAACUACGGAAGAUAAUCCCACUACAACAAUCAAGCCAAAAACAACAGCUAAAACAAUAACAACGAUGAAACCAACUACAACAGUAAACCCAAAAACAACUAAAUCAACCACAAUCAUAGCAGAAACUACAACACCUAAACCAACUACAGAGGUUAAUCCCACAACAACAGCUAAGCCAACCACGAUGAUGAAACUAACUACAACACUUAAUCCAAAAACAACGUUCAAGCCAACCACAACCAUGAAACCAACUACAAAAGUAAAUCCAACAACAACAAAAUCGACCACAUCCAUCGAAGAAGCUACAACUCUUCAGCCAAUGACAGAAGUUAGCCCUACAAGGACAAUGAGGCCAACCACAACGAUAAAAACAACUACAACAGUUAAUCCAACAACAAUGAAAACAGUUCAAACAACUAUAACAGAAAAAACUACCACACCAUUAAGACAAGCUACACAAGCUAAUCCAACAACAACAAUUAAGUCGACCCCAACCAUGGAAGAAAUUACAACCCCUAAACCAACUGUACAAGUUAAUCUCACAACAACAGCUAAGCCAACCACAAGGAUAAAAACAGCUACAACACAUAAUCCAACUACUGAAAUUAAUCUUAAUAGAACAACUAAACUAACCACAAAGAUGAAACCAACUACAACACUUAAUCCAGUAACAACUAAAUCAACCACAACCAUACAAGCUACUACAACACCUAAUCCAACUACAGAAAUUAAUCCCACAACAACAAUCAAGCCAAAAGUAACAGCUAAACCAAACGCAACGACGAAACAAAUUACAACAAUUAAUCCACCAACCAUGAAAACAGUUCAAACAACUAUAACAGAAAAACCUACGACAACAUUAAGUCAAACUACACAAGCUAACCCAACAACAACGUCUAACUCAAUCACAAUGAUGAAACCAACUACAACACUUAAUCCAAAACCAACGAAAUCAACCACAAACAUAGAAGAAACUACAACACCUAAUCCAACAACAGAAGUUAAUUCCACAAGAACAGCUAAACAAACCACAACCAUAACAACAACUAUACAAUCUAAUCCAACAACAACCACUGAGCCAACCACAAUGAUGAAUCCAACUACAACACUUAAUCCAAAAACAACGUUCAAGCCAACCACAACCAUGAAACCAACUACAAAAGGAAAUCCAACAACAACUAAAUCGACAACAACCAUGGAAGAAAUUACAACCCUUAAUCCAACUAUAGAAGUUAAUCCCACAAUAACAACUAAACCAACUACAACAAUUAAUCCCACAACAAUGGAAACGGUUCAAACAACUAUAACAGAAAAACCUACCACAACAUUAAGACAAGCUACACAAGCUGAUCCAACAACAACAAUUAAGUCCACCACAAUGAAGAGACCAACUACAACACUUAAUCCAAAAACAACGUUCAAGCUAACCACAACCAUGAAACCAACUACAAAAGGAAACCCAACAACAACCAUGGAAGAAAUUACAACCCUUAAUCCAACUACAGAAGUUAAUCCCACAAUAACAACUAAACCAACUACAACAAUUAAUCCUACAACAAUGCAAACAGUUCAAACAACUAUAACAGAAAAACCUACGACAACAUUAAGUCAAACUGCACAAGCUAAUCCAACAACAACGUCUAAGCCAAUCGCAAUGAUUAAACCAACUACAACACUUAAUCCAAAACCAACUAAAUCAACCACAACCAUAGAAGAAACUACAACACCUAAUCCAACUACAGAAGUUAAUCCCACAACAACAUCUAAACAAACCACAACCAUAACUACAACUACACAAGCUAGUCCAACAACAACGCCUAAGCCAUCCCUAAUGAUGAAACCAACUACAACACUUAAUCCAAAACCAAAUAAAUCAACCACAACCAUAGAAGAAACUACAAAAAUAAAUCCAGCAACAGGUAAAUCGAUUACAACAAGAAAAGAUAUUACAACCCUUAAUCCAACUGCAGAAGUUAAUCCCACAACAACAGCUAAACCAACCACAACGAUAAAAACAACUAAAACGAUUAAUCUAACAACAAUGGAAACACUUCAAGGAACUAUAACAGAAAAACCUACCACAACAUUAAGACAAAUACACAAGCUAAUCCAACAACAACUAAGCCAACCACAAUCAUGA